This is a messenger RNA of Pocillopora meandrina, 5819 nucleotides long. The record is from the annotation of a GenBank genome assembly. Lineage: Eukaryota; Metazoa; Cnidaria; Anthozoa; Scleractinia; Pocilloporidae.
CGAUGAGAACAUCCUGUCUCCGUUAGAGCCGCUACUGAAGGACAGGGGAUAUUCAAGAAAAAAAAAUUGUGGAGACAAUCAACAUGAAUUCUUUCACAAUAUUGCAUUUCUUAAAUCUUUCCUGUCAAAGAAGAUUUCGAGCCUAACUGCAACAUGAUUUAUGGAAAUGAAUUCAUAUUAUUCGGUCUGUGGGUAAUAAGUGGCAAGUUAUCCUCUGAGGAAAAAAAAAGAGUUUAUGUUCUUGGAUAUAAAUAUAUUUUGGCCUUUCUCAAAGUCAUUUUAACCUUCACCUUGCGGCUCUGAAUCGGGCCUAAAAAACAUAUGUAUGCCCACGAACACACUCCUUUGUCUUAUUCUGAGAGAGCUCCUUCGUUAAUUUAUGCAUAGAAGCUAUAAUUUAUGAGAAAACGUCAUGAGUUUCCACGGCGAUGCCAGGACCCCCCGCAUCCUCGAGGUUGAAGCACGCCCGCUCAUUACGCUCUCGUUUGUGUCCAGCCAUAUUGGUAAGUUAGCGACAAGAUUUGCAAAACCCGGCAGAUUUUAGUCGGAUUGCGGCUCUAAUCACGAUGACGACAGAAGAUAAAGUAGAGAAAGCAAAGCUCGCUGAGCAAAUGGAGAGGUACGACGACAUGGCAAAGUUAAUGAAGGAGGCAACAGAGAGCAAAAAAGGUGACAAAGUAGAUCUUACAAGUGAAGAAAGAAAUCUACUUUCUGUAGCUUACAAGAAUGUGGUCGGAGCGAGACGCGCUUCUUGGAGGGUUGUGUCAGCUUUGGAGCAGAAACAUGAAGGAACUGAAGACAAAAAGCUGGCUAUUGAAGAGUAUAGGAAGAAAAUCGAGAAGGAAUUAAUAGAUAUCUGCGAUGUUGUCCUGGUGAGUCCACCACCCUUCCUUGGUGUCUGAACGUACUCGUCCUUCACGGAAGUUAUUGUAAUUCCUCAGUGCUAAUUUUUAUGGCUCAAAGUGAUUUAUUUUUUGUACUUGAGUUUCAGUUUCAACCAAAAUUUCUCUCAACAGACUCUUUUGGAACAGUUUCUGAUAAAAAAAUCAGAUGAUCCUGACACAGACCAGAGUAAUGGAGCAGAAGGCCAGAUUUUCUAUCUGAAGAUGAAAGGAGAUUACUUAAGGUACAAAGCAGAAGUGGCAUCGAGUCCAAGCAAGGAUGGUUAGUAUUUCUCUAUAAAUUUUCGUUAUACCCUGAUCAAUCUUACUUUCAAACUUAAUUGCUCUAAGCAUGGACGUUUUUAACUCGUCACCUCCGAUGUUCAAGUUCGCAAAUCCAAUUCGAUGUAAGGUCGGCUCUCUACUACGGUUACGGAUUUACAGAAACCAUCUAUCUGUAACGAUUCAGAACUCUUUAAACUAAGGCUUAAAUCGAUUAUUCUUGUUUUCCUGGAAGAGUUGUAUCCUUGUCGGGAGAUCCAUGCAAUAGGAAUCAAUUAGUGAUAUCAAUCAUCAAUCGAUAAAAUUCAAUAGUAGUUCACUUAUCCUUACUGGCUGGUCAUCUUACCAAUGAAAUUUGAUGAUCAAUGAAAGAAAUACCUUGACUUUACUUGGUUGUUUUUGUUCUAUAUUGAUAAUCUUUGGUGGGUUAUGCAUCAGUCAAAAUCAAGUAUAUUUGCUAGACAAGUGAUGAUCUUGGAUUAGUAAAGUGCACUAUAGAUAGUCUAGUAAGGGGCAUUUUCUUGGCAGGAAUUCCAGGGUAUAAUUAAACCUGGGAGCAUCAAACGAUGGCUUGGCUUACAGUUCUGAUUUGUAGUAACUCAUGUUAUUUGAUUAAAUGGGUGCAAUUUAUCAAAAUAUCUUUCUAAGGCAUCCAGAGGGAGGUGAAUCAUCUCCAAGGACUUCACUUAGCCAGUGUGAUUCAAAGCUCUUGCAUGAAACUAAGGUAGAUAGAUACCUGCAUGAGAGCAAGGCUGUUUCAGUAAGUCUAAGAUGCUGUCAAAAAAGAAAAUACAAGACUGGAAAAUUAUAUGAAUAGUAUGUUUUCUCCUACAUUAAACACAAUUAAGAAAUUUACCCAAGUGAGUAGGCAUUUGAUAUGGUACAAAAUGCAAAUUAAGUUAAUACUGAUUUUGUUUUUAAUUCUGAAAAUGGCUGAAAUUAGUUGAUGGCUGCCAUUAAAAUCACAAAACCAAGAAACUGUCCUCUGGGAUGAAUAAAACCUUUAUUUUUUUUCAAAAACUGGAAUUAAAAAAGGCAAAUGUUGCUGUACAAAAUAUUUUUUACUGCACAAGAAAUGGUUACACUCUGAACAAAAUAAAAAAUAAAAACAUGCUUUUGAAGAAAAAAAACAUGAAAUAUGCCACUGUUAGGGAUGGAUCCAAAGAUAUCUUUGUCAAGAGGAAAAGAGCUAUCCAUUUUACCUAGUGUGCAGACCUUGCUUUUCUUUAACAGGGGUUAGAUGGCAAUUUAAGAGGACUCGACAUCUUAGCCUGUAUAAUUGAAAAGGGAUCAUAGGUAGUCAGGAUGGCAGCGGCAAGGAAGACAUAAAUUGAAAAAUGAAUUUUAGUGAGAACUUGCAAAUGGCUGGAUGUGCUCACCCCUCUUUUCCAUUUGGAAACUAAAAAAAUUUACAGUCAGGGUUUAUGCUCUCAGACCAUGCAAGUUUUGAUGAGUAUAUGUUGUUGAAUUGUAGAGGACCAUCAAGAAUUCUGCAAAGUUUUAGAAUGCAUGUGCUUAGCUAUUGUUCUGUCUAUUAGGUCUUCUGUUUUUCCAGGUGUUCGUGUUGCCGCCAUGGUUUGCUUAAGGUCUUUUUUUUGAGCUUGGAGUAACUGGUGGUAAAUUGGUGGCACAAACUCACAGAAAUGUGUUGUGAAAUACCAACUGUUAAUGCAGCUAUCAUUGCUUUUCCUGCCAAAAUGACAUUCAUGCUUACUUUUCUCAGAUAAACUAAUGUGAUAAAGGAUGUCUCGUGCAAUAUAACUUUUAAACUAUACACUUUAGGCGUUAAAAAUGCCACAGCUUUCUAUGUGACUACUGAACAUUUGCACCUUUUCUUGUAAAUUUAAUCACAAAAAUUUAUUUCUACUUAUCUUGGUGAGCAAAACAAUUACAGCUUGGAAAGCUGAACAUCCUUUACCGGAAUGUUGAAGAGGUUUGCAACCUAAUUGGGGGGGAUUUGAAAGGGCCCUUCCCUUUUCAAGGGUCUUGGUGCACCGAUGUACCUAGUUUUUAAAACAAAUACGAGUAAUGUUUUUAAUGUUUUCCAUUUGUAUUAUAAUUAACAAUUUUGUUAUUUUUAUUUUUAGAAAUAAUUGAACAGUCUGAAUUAUCAUACAAGAAAGCACUGGACUUAAGUAAUAAAGAGCUAGCUCCAACUCAUCCUAUCAGGCUUGGAUUGGCACUUAAUUUCUCUGUCUUCUAUUAUGAAAUAAAGAACGCGCCAGACCAAGCAUGUAAAUUGGCAAAAAAGGUUGGUGUAGAAGCAGAACUACAGAGUUCAAUCGUACCAAUAAAUAUGUAAAUAUAAUUUUCAUAUAUUCACAGUUAUUUAUUCAUCACUUUACAAGUUUCUUACAAACCAAUAUAAUGACCAGCUCCUAGUUGACUUGUUAGCUCAGUUGGUAGGGUACUGCACUGGUAUUACAGGGGUCAUGGGUACAAAUCCCAUACAGGCUUGGGCUUUAUUUUCACCACUGCUUAAGUAGAGUCCAUUACUGCAAAGCUUCCUUUUGUAUUCAUUAAUUAAUCCACAGUUCAUACAUAUGAUUUCCAUAUAUCCAUGGUCAGUACUGAUAAACUACUUACAACAACCUGAUCACAGGACUUUACUUACUAUUAACUACUCAUAAUACAGAAAUCACAAAAUGAUGCUAAUAAUAUUUUUUAGUAUAUACUAGAACAGUGGAUUUUGCUGAAGGUACACCCCAGCCAGACAGGGUUCAAAUUCCCCACCCCCUGGGCACAUAAAAGGAUCAAAUGCCUGUAGGUUGAAGGGGGGGAGGGGUGUUGAACCUUAAAAUUGAUUGGUGUGUAAUGUCUGUGGCAUUGGGAGUGUCAAAAAAUUAACUGUUUGGCAGAAGCAAAACUUUAGGGGAAAGUGUGAAAGACAAUUUUUGACAGGGGUCUUUGAAGGAUAAAUUUCUCUGUGUAAAAUGCAAACUCGCUAGAACUAAAUAAAUAAAUACUAGGCUCCUUUAAUUAAAGAAUGUUUUUGUACAUAAGCAAAAGCUUAGAUUUCUUGCCCAUCAAGUGGUGUGAAAGCAUCUUUGUUAAGAGACCUUUUAAGUGAUUUAAACAAUAGCCAAGCAGCUGAAUGUUACUUGGCUUGGAAUCUCCAUUCCACAAAGCUGUUUAUAGUUCACUGAUGGGCAGUCACUUCAGCAGCAAUCAAUCCACCAAGAGUAAGAAACUCGCUUCUUGUGUCCAGUGCCCUGCUACAUACCACUCAGUGAAUGUAUUAGAGUUUUCCUCUGAAGCAACAAAUGUAGAGCAACUCUCUAAAGACUCCACUUGUGAUGUCCUGAUUUCCUUCCAAAAAUUCUCUCUCCAAAAUUUGAGUUUCCAAACUCAAGGUUUGGCUUAUCUGCCAGUGGCACUCAUCUGUCAGUGUUUGCAGUAAUAAUAAUAAAGGGUGUUCUCAGAAACAAAAAACUAAGUUAGCUUCUUUCAGAAGUGUAAACCAUGGAAUGUACCUCUCUUAACAUCAUCAUGAUUUGGUUUAUUUGUUUAUUUUAGGCAUUUGAUGAUUCAAUUUCUGAGCUUGAUACACUAAAAGAGGAUUCCUACAAAGACAGCACUCUUAUAAUGCAACUAUUGCGUGACAACUUAACCGUAAGUGUUCAUUUGGUGAACCCUUUACACCCUAAAGUAAGUUUGCAUAUUCUCCUUACUGUUCUCUAUACAUUUCCUCUAUGGAUACAAUAGGAAAUUAAUAGAGAACAGUGUGGAGAAUAUCCAUACUGAUGUUAAGGUGUAAAGUGUUGAACAGAGGGUGCACUCUCUCUCCGGUGCCUCUGAGGUUUUAAGUCUGGGGUGGAAUAAGGUUGGGUUUUUAGUGUGGAAAAAGAUAAAAACCAUUUGUUAUAGUGUACUGGAAUGAAGAAAAUAAUUUGAAGAAACGAUUAUCGUUAUCUUUUUUCUUUUUUUACAUUCGUUAAACUGCAAUUUAAAUUUGGGUCCUGUAAAAUGUAGUAAAAAACCAAGAAAAGUGAAUAGGUUGUUGUGGAUUGCAAAUCUUGUGAAUUGAAACCCAACUCAAAACAGGUUUAGUAUCAUUAUGCAGGUGGUUAAAGAAAUUCUCAUGCUCUGAUUGGUCCAGGAUUAUGUCAUAUUUUGCAUGAUCACCUUGCGAGAGGUGACUAGGAGGAGCACUGAAUUUCGAAAUGGCUGCCUUGCAUUUUAUCAGUGUUACAGAGAAAGUAAUAAACACAAUAGUAGAAAAUUCAGUUCCAAAGAAUACCAAAGAUUGGUGCAACAUACUUUUCAAAAGUUAGAUGUGAAUUUUUGUUCAUACGGUAAAUUCCAUAAACUUGCUUAAUUCUUUUUUUUUUUUUUCUAAAUUAAAAGUAGCGGCUCAUUUCAAUACAAGCAAAGAAACAAUGUGUUUGGAGCAGAAUGGUUUUUGAAAGCAACAAAUUUACAACAGUUUGCAACCUGUUACAUUCUGGCCUUCAUUUUAUUUCUUACAGCUGUGGACUUCAACCUCUGGGGAUGAUGAAGAUGAAGAUGAAAAGCAGUGAAGCUGUUGCAUCAGUGCACAGCCAGUUUCCUCACUUUGAAACUGUGUCCCUUUCAUAUUAAUCUGAAUGUCCAUUUGUGUGUUACAGGUGCUGCUUAUCCUUAUUUUUUGUGCCUAAAACAAAUCCAAAUCAUUGA